Momordica charantia (bitter melon) is the source of this 1894-nucleotide messenger RNA. RefSeq names its product putative E3 ubiquitin-protein ligase XBAT31. Lineage: Eukaryota; Viridiplantae; Streptophyta; Magnoliopsida; Cucurbitales; Cucurbitaceae. The record is from RefSeq and is a predicted model, not a curated record. Gene Ontology annotation, molecular function: protein binding.
GUACAGCGAGCGGCCAUUACUGACACCGUCAUCUUCUCUCUUCAUUUUUUUUCCCAAUUUCAGGCUUCUCUCUUUCUCCGAUUCUAUUUAGUAAUGCUCCUAAUGGACCUCUUCGCAUUCCAUGGCAGAGGCCACCACUUCUGAUCGAAGUGGGCCGUUAAUGGAGGCCGGAGACCGCGCCGGGGACCUCUCUUGACUCUCUUCUGCUUUGUACCGACAGAUUGAAGAUGGGUCAGGGGCUGAGUUGCAGUGCCACUCAUGAGAAUGGAUUGUUUCGUGCUGUGCAGAAUGGAGAUUUGGAGGCGGUUCAUGUUUUGUUGGAGAACGAACCCUCUCUGUUGCAGAACACUACUGUCUAUGAUCGCCAGUCUGCGCUUCAUAUUGCUGCUGCUAAUGGUCAGAUCGAGAUCCUGUCUUUGCUUUUGGAACGAUCUGUCAAUCCGGAUUUGUUGAAUCGUCACAAGCAGACUCCGCUUAUGUUGGCGGCAAUGCACGGGAAGAUCUCAUGUCUGCGGAAGCUCCUUGAAGUAGGAGCAAAUAUUUUAAAGUUUGAUUCCCUUCACGGGCGAACUUGCUUGCAUUAUGCUGCUUAUUAUGGCCAUUUUGAUUGCGUAGAAGCCAUUCUUUCCGCGGCUCAAUCAAGCCCUGUUGCUGCUUCCUGGGGAUUUGUACGAUUUGUGAACAUUAGAGACGGUAGGGGAGCAACCCCUUUGCACUUGGCAGCUCGUCAAAGACGACCUGAAUGCAUUCACAUUCUGUUGGACAAUGGAGCUCUCGUUAGUGCUUCAACUGGCGGAUAUGGAUGCCAAGGGAGCACGCCCCUUCAUUUGGCAGCUCGAGGGGGGUCCUUGGAUUGCAUUAGGGAACUGUUAGCUUGGGGAGCAGAUCGUCUUCAGAGAGAUUCCUCUGGGAGAAUUCCCUAUGUAAUUGCUAUGAAGCACAGACAUGGAACCUGUGCAGCCUUGCUGAAUCCUUCAUCCACAGAGCCACUUGUUUGGCCCUCACCCUUGAAGUUUAUCAAUGAGCUUAACCAAGAAGCAAAAGCUUUGUUGGAACAGGCUCUAAUGGAGGCAAACAGGGAGAGAGAGAAGAACAUCUUGAAGACAACUACAACUAAUGAACUUCCCUCUCCAUCACACUCUGAUGCAGUGGAUGGCUAUUCCUCUGAGAUCAGUGGUGGUGAUGAUGCAGAGCUAUGCUCCAUUUGCUUUGAGCAAGCUUCCACAAUUGAAGUCCAAAACUGCGGCCAUGUCAUGUGUGCUCAAUGCACUCUUUCCCUUUGCUGCUACAGCAAGCCGGACCCAACCACGGCAUGCCUGACGCCCCCAGUUUGUCCAUUUUGCCGAAGCAACAUCAUCCGCUUGGCGGUCGCGAAAACGAAGACGAAAACAGGAGAGGAAGUUGAUGACCAUGAAGCCAACAACUCCAAGCAGAGAAAGGGAAGGAAGUCCCACAACUUCAGUGAGGGUGGUAGCAGCAGCUUCAAAGGGCUGUCGGCGAUGAGCUCUUUCGGGAAGAUCGGCGGUGGCCGGAGCUCCGGACGGAUAGCUGCGGAAGAUGAUCAGUCAGUUGAUAAGCUUGGUUAACAGGUGGAAAUGGCAAAUCAUACCAUCUUUUUGAUCAAUCAAGAUCCCUUUUUCCCGCUUUGCAAAAUGAUCAAAAGAUUCAAUUACUCGGCUUUCGGUGUUGGGCCCCUAUCAAUACAUAUCAUAGAGAAAAAAAAAGAGGAAAAAAACCAAAAAAAAAGGAAUCCAUGUUUGCUUGUAGAAUUGGGAAAAUAAAUCAAAUAUUAAGCAAGAGAGUGAGUUUUAUCUUCGUGGGUCAUCUUAAGUUGUAAUAUGAUUUGUUAAUUUGAGAUUGAAAAAGUCAAAGUAUUAAAAAAAAAAGGAAAAAA